AUGUCUCAGCAACCGCGCUCGGCUUUGGACCAAGACUAUGUGCAAAGCACUGGUUCUACCACGUUGAAAAUGCAGGAACUCCUGGGUCCUGCAUCAUCUACACCUUCUGUUUGCCCGCAGCCAGAGGCAAUAUAUAGUGAUGCAUCGCAGUAUCGAGUACGUCCGGUGGCUGCGAGUCCAGACUGGCAGUACAGUACAGUUCCAGCACCUCCGGAGUACGCUGCGCAGUCGCUUACCGCUACGCACAGGCCAGCGAGUUAUGAGCCGUCACAUGGUCAAUCGCCAGUAUUUCCCACCGCAACACCUCCGACUGCGCAAUCUAUCCUUACGCCAAUGCGGUCAUCAUACAGCCUGUCGCCUGCCCGACAGCCACCGCGAGACAGAUCCUCGGCACAGCACAACCUUCGUCCACCAAUGUACGCAGACCAGAAUUUCCCCGCACAUUCACCUCUGCCUACAUCUGCGUCUGCAGCAUACAAUCCGCGGGCAUAUACCACACCGCUCUACCCACCUCAAUCAUCCGAUCCAAACCACAUAACUCAAGCUGGCAUAGCCCUUCACCUGUAUACCCUCCUCCACCCCCGCCUCGCCGACUGGCCCCCCACCGACGUAACACGCUUCACAACCCGCAUCGCUAUGCACCUCAUCCGCAUACCCCUCAGCAGCUAUGAAGAGAUCAUGAUGCGCAUCUGCCACGCGGGCAGGAUGCACUACCUGGCGCUAGUGGUUAUCCCGCCUGGCGGGGGAGACGUGCAGAUCAUGCUCUCGGGGGUUGCGAAGGAGAGGGAUGGGGCGGAUCCAUUGUUCGACGAUGUCCUGAUGGGGAUGUUGGAGCGGGGUUUUAGGCAGAUGUGUGAGGAGGUUUGGAGGGGAAUGGAGAGGGGGCAGUAG
This is a messenger RNA of Dothidotthia symphoricarpi CBS 119687, 891 nucleotides long. RefSeq lists its product as uncharacterized. The record is from RefSeq and is a predicted model, not a curated record. NCBI's taxonomy places the organism in Eukaryota, Fungi, Ascomycota, Dothideomycetes, Pleosporales, Dothidotthiaceae. Bases 1 to 891 code for a protein of 296 amino acids. The transcript has a single exon.